AUGCCGCGACACGAGCAGUGGACCUUCGAUGUCAAUGGACUGCGAAUUGUUAUCUGCCAGAACAACAUUGUUGCCUGGCGGCCUUGUGGGGACAUGCAAACUGCCAUCGUGAACGCAGCAAACGAGGAGUUGUUGGGCGCUGUUGGUGACGACGAGGAUUAUGGUGAUGACUUUGGUGGCGGCGGGGUUGACGCUGCUCUUCACCGAGUCGCAGGACCAGAGCUAAGGAUCACAGCUGGUGCCGACUUGCAUGUCGGACAUGUGAUUCAUGCUGUGGCUCCAGUCUUUCCGGCCCAUGCGCCUGAAGAGGCAACCAAGCUGUUGGAGCAAGCAUUUCUGUCGGCGUUGCGGCUUGCCGAGCGUUGUGCGAUUCAAGCCGUGGCCAUCCCAGCCCUGGGCUGUGGGCUCUUCGGCUGCCCUGUGGAACUUGGGGCGCGAGCCGCCAUCGAAGCUUGCAGACUUUUCUCAGGGACGGAGAAGGGGCGGCCACUGGAGGUACACUUUGUGUUGUACAAAACUUCGGAGCUGAAUGCUUGGCUAAGGGCCGCGCGAGAAGCUUUUGGCCCAAGCACGAUGCCGACAUCCCCUGUAACAUCGCAGACACCACUCACAUCACUCACCAUUGCCAGGGAGAGUGACUGUCAAGCUCACAGCUGGUCACAAGCACCGCGGUACCAAGCUUCGGAGGGUGGGCAAAGGCCGAAGUGUGCAAGGCCUGGCUCCGUGCAGAACCUAAGCCGUGCCCACGUCUACACGCCCGGCGUUGCCUGUUGGGCGACCGAGCCGUGUGCGCCUUCGAGCCAGCAAGAGACCGACCAGCGCAAUCUCGAAAGGCUGCUCAACACCUUGCUUCAGGAAGAUGCUGAGGAGGCCCUCUCAAUGCCAGGUGGGAAUCCUGCUACGCUGGUCGGCGGCCUUCACAUCAUGUGCUGCAUGAGCCCCACAACCAGCGUGUCAAAUGCCGAGCCACAUACCUCGGCGAACCAGCUGAGCUAUGGUUCGUCAGAGGCAGAGAGCGCUGCUGCCUUGGAGCUGGAUGCGCUGAUCAAGGUGCGAGACUGGAAGCAGGUUCAAAAGAAGAUCCGGGGGAAGGUGUGGAAGCUUAGCUGCUCAAAGGCAGGCUCGGAGCAGCUGCAACAGUUGCUCGUGUCUGGGGGUCACGUGAAGAGCGGUGGCGCCAAGGACUGGAACGCUGCUGUUGACACUGUGAUCUCGGAGCUGCGCACGCACGUCAUGCAGGCGUUUUUCACCAAGCCGAACUUCUCCAACUAUGUCCUGCAAGCUUGCAUCCAGGCUCUGUCGCCGGAGCGCUUCAAGUUUAUCCUCGAGGAGCUCAAGGAUUGCGUUCCACAGGUGGCUAUGGAUGCCCAAGGCUGCCGUGUGAUGCAGCGAAUCAUCGAGCACGUUGGUGACAAGAACGAGCAUACCUUGCAGCUCCUGGAGCAAAUCCUUCCGAGACUGCGGGAGGUCGCAAUGAACCGGUAUGGAAAUCAUGUCGUGCAGAAAUUCCUGGAGAUGGCUUCUCAAAGCCAAAGGGACCUAAUCGCAGAGGAGCUGCUGCGGCUCGUCCAACAUGACAGAGGGGUCCUCUUCGAGAUGGCGAACAGCAAGUUCGCCAGCCACGUUCUUGAAAAAGCAAUGGCCAAUGCUUCCGCAGAACUCCAGGAACACUUUCUCUGCAUUUUGGAGACGGAGUUGGACACUAGAGUUGACAGGCGCAAGCUGAAGAAGAAAAAGUUUGGCAGCUUCGUUUGGCGCUCUUGUGUUCGAACUCGUGCCAAGUGGGACAGCAGCCCGAAGGCAGCAUCCUCGUCCUCAUCGUGUCCGUCCCCUGCGCCUUUCACCCCCAACGGCUUCGCAUACGAAGGGCUACAACCGACAACCUACCAGGUCUUUACGGGUUCUCCCCAAGCGUCGUCUUGGUGUCCCGUUCUCGUGCCCGCCGUUUGCCCCGUCAACCUUGCCUACCAACAAGCGGAGCUUGGGCAUGCCGUUUGCGACGUUCGGGGGUCAGCCAGUCCGCAGUUGAGGCGUGUAGCAACGCCUCCCAUAGAUGCCAAGGCCUUUUCGACGGGCUUUAGUGCUGGAGGGGUCGGCCUAACGGUGCGGUUCUCGAAUUUGAAAGAUGCCUGGCGUCGCUCUUGGGCAGCAUUCCAAUUGUGCCUCUCAGUGCCGAUGCCAGUCAAGGCACUCCGUGUGACCCGAGCUUUCGAGCUGGGCGUGUGGUCCUCCAGUUUGGAAACCUAUUAUCCCAUCAUUGUCUCUGCAGCUUUUGUGCUCCUCGGACUGGGCUACUUGCUCUGCCUACACAUUAUCUCCCUCAUGCUGAGGAGGUACUUGGCAGGGCGCACGACUGUGUUUCCCUUCUGGUACAUCUUCCUAGGGGUUGCGCUGUCAGUGGCGCUGGUCCUUUCCGUCUGCUUUGCACGCUUGAACUAUUCCAAAAACAUGCUGGCGUCUGAAACGCUGCGUCGGUUGGCUAUGGCAUCCAAUGUCGAUCCAGCUACCGACUCCAGUAGCCGAUACUUGGACAUCGGCCGCGUCGAAUUUGCACCCGGUGCUCAAAUCGACGUUGGCAAGUACAUAGGUUUCAAGAACAGCGAUCUCUAUUGUGUAGCGCCCAUCAUCAACAAGAAUGCCACCAAAGCCCCGGCCAGCUACGACUAUUGGGCUGUUGGACUCAACUGCUGUGACCAAAACGGCUUCCGCUGCGGGGAGUACCACAAGCCGUCGGCGCGAAGUGGUGUCCGGCUGCUGAACGAGGAACAGCGGCAAUUCUAUGUCCUGGCAGUGAAGGAAGCCGAGGCCACUUUCGGCAUCACAGCUACGACACCCCUCUUCUUCUUCUGGGUGGAGGAUGCCAACGCCCUCCAAAAGUCCUGGAAGGACAAAGCCAUGCAGUACUGGCUGCUGGCCUGCCUGACCUUCACCGCCUUCAUGUUUGUUGCCACUGUGGCUGGAGUCGUAUACUUCGAGUCCUUCUACGUGACCUUCUGGUGA
This is a messenger RNA of Symbiodinium necroappetens, 3000 nucleotides long. The record is from the annotation of a GenBank genome assembly. NCBI's taxonomy places the organism in Eukaryota, Dinophyceae, Suessiales, Symbiodiniaceae.